AGCGGAUGAACCAUGGCGACGGCUGCAACUAUUCUGUGCUGGGCCCUGUGCGUGGCGACGCUCGCGAGGGCUGUGGACGCGGUGGACACGACGCAACGGCGACAGGUUCGAGGCGCGGAACCGCUCGGGACAUCUCCUUCCGUGCCACGUGCCAGGCGGACCCCUUACCACAUCGUACGAGACUGCAUGACAGUGACCUCAGCCGAGGGCCAGUUCUUCCACAAAGCGGCCGAAGACGGUGCCACGGUCUGCGGGGUAUACUUUGUCACGGAUCCGGACCGGAGGGUUGAGAUCCACUUCGACUACCUGGACGUCCCUUGUCAGAGCGGCGGACUGGUCUCGUUCGUGGACGGCUGGGAGCUGAACGGGCAGUUCUUCCCCAGUGCAGACGACCACCCGAAGCCGCUGAGCCAGAGGUACCGCGAGUUCUGCGGCCAGCGGAGGGUCAAACAGGUGCUACAGUCCUCGCAGAACGCGGCCGUCGUCCAGUACCGACUGCCACACCGGGGCAACGGCUUCAGCUUCACCGCCCGCUUCCCCAGGAACGCGUCGCCUUGCAACGUCCUGCUGGAAGGCACGUCGGAGGUGUACACCCUGCGAAACUACGGGAGACGCUUGAACUGCAGCCUGACUGCCCUCUUCCCGGCCAACUUGAGGGUCCUCAGCCUGAGCGUGGGACUGGGACUAGGACUGGGACUGGUGGGCACGGAGUUCGAGACAGGCACCAUGCACAGGUGCCAGAAACGUGGGUUGUCUGACUACGUGCAGCUGGGAGGUUCAGAGGGCCUCGACACUUCACAGCUUGCAGUUGUGGAUUCCAUCUGUGGGAUGGAUUCGAAGCCAGGUAGCACCGUGCAGACUGUGUUCUGCGGUGUGACCACUGUGCGGCUUGUCUCUAGCGGGCAUUAUGAUAACUCGGUGACCAUGGCUUUGCGGCAGGCAGCAGAGGAUGACAUCGUGGAGGGGAGCCUUGUCUGCGGUCUGUAGGUUAUGUGAGGUCAGCAAUCUUCGUGUCACCGUUAUGUUCCACUGCCCACUAUCAGCAGCAGCAGCAGCUCUUGCCCUGGCUGCAGCGAUAUCAGUUUCAUAUUCCUAGUUUGCUUUUUAAUAGUAUUACUGUCGUUCAUGUCGCAUUCCUUCUGCUGUCCCACCGUUAACUGUUUGCUGUAUUGGCAUCAUAAGAGCUACUGAAUGUUCAUGAAAUAUCUUAAAAUCAUUUCAUGUCCUUUCUUGAUUUCUGUGAUGUGUGCGUCGUACAGUUAUUACUCCUGCUUCAGUGUGUGGGGUUAGGAGGAUGACUGUUAUGUAAAAUGUAUCCUUGUUUUAUUAGCUACAAGUUAUAUUCAUUUAUAAAUUAUUGUUCUUUGUGAGAUGAUUCUCAAUAUUACACAGAACACAAUAAUUUAAUUGACCUAUUUAAUAACACAGAGAAAUCGUUUUGAAUGAAAAUACAAUUAAAGCAUGAAAAAUGUGUUAACCCUU
Zootermopsis nevadensis is the source of this 1482-nucleotide messenger RNA. Its product is annotated as corticotropin-releasing hormone-binding protein. The record is from RefSeq and is a predicted model, not a curated record. Gene Ontology annotation, biological process: hormone-mediated signaling pathway; negative regulation of corticotropin secretion; negative regulation of corticotropin-releasing hormone receptor activity. Gene Ontology annotation, molecular function: corticotropin-releasing hormone binding. Lineage: Eukaryota; Metazoa; Arthropoda; Insecta; Blattodea; Termopsidae.